This is a messenger RNA of Coregonus clupeaformis (lake whitefish), 1147 nucleotides long. It is a transcript of the gene cfap144, whose product is annotated as family with sequence similarity 183 member A. Gene Ontology annotation, cellular component: ciliary base. The record is from RefSeq and is a predicted model, not a curated record. The transcript has 4 exons. Lineage: Eukaryota; Metazoa; Chordata; Actinopteri; Salmoniformes; Salmonidae. The coding region runs from base 97 to 516 and encodes 139 amino acids.
AUAAAUCAUGUUUUUUGGCUUGCUAGUAUAAAUCUGCACACUACGUAUCGUCUCUCGUGUUUUUCCUGCCUUGUAUCCUAAUUUACACAAACCAGGAUGGCAGCGGUUAAGCAGUCAAAAGAAAAGGAUCCUGCGGAUAUUGUUAAUCAGAACGCAAUUCACAUCGAGACCAUAAAGAAAGAGAAUAGGAGCCAAAAAGUGUACACGCUAUUUAGCAUCAACCCGUACAAAAGACUGCACAUUUUGACUGACAAGCCUAUGGCCGGCAACAAGACCCACGACAAAGUGGAGGAGGACCCUGCUUUCCUAAAGGCCAUCCACGGGGCUUGUUUGGAGCCAACUAAGAAAUACACUCACCCCCAAACUGAGAGCCAGGAGAUAGGCUGGAUAUCCAGACCUCUGAUUGUUUCAGAUCGCAGCGAUAGAAGACUGAACUGGUCACGGCAGAACUCUGAGAUCACCAAGUACAUGGAUGCAGCAUGGCGUCUGAAAGAACAGACACAGGACCUGGGUUAGAUCUACAGCCUACAAGCUGCCUACAAGACUUACUUAGGAUAACCUGGUUCAUUGGUCGCUUUACUGGAUAAAAAUGUAGUGGAAGCAUGGCUAUGAAGAAUAUUGCUUUACUGUCUGAUGGAAACAAUGUAACUGGUUGCAGACUUGCAGAUAGACCUACUGUAUAAUUAAGCAAUAAGGCCAAUAUACCACCAACCCUUAGCUGAGGUGCCUUAAUGCUAUUAUAAACUGGUUACCAACUUAUAUGAUAUACCACAGCUGUCAGCCAAUCAGAAUUCUGGGCUCGAACCACCCAGUUUAUAAACAAUAAACACCAUAAAAGAAAGAAACAUGAAGCAGCACACUAAUUAUUUAAAGGAAAACAUGCAGGUGUAGCCUGGUCCCAGAUCUGUUUGUGCUCUUGCCAUCUCCAUUGCAGUCAUUGUCAAGCAAAACAUAACACGGCGUAGGUAUAAUAGCACAAACAGACUGGCACUCAGGCUAGAGAAUGAGUUAUUCUUGCCCAAAAUGUGCCAACUAUUGCCAUACCGGCGACAAAUGAAGAGAAGCUAUUUGCAGAAGAAACAUAUUAAUAAUAUUGAUACAAGGAAAAGGCCCGACAUGACAGCUGUUCAAUAUUAUAAAAUGACAU